This is a messenger RNA of Juglans regia (Persian walnut), 1752 nucleotides long. RefSeq lists its product as uncharacterized. Lineage: Eukaryota; Viridiplantae; Streptophyta; Magnoliopsida; Fagales; Juglandaceae. The coding region runs from base 936 to 1496 and encodes 186 amino acids. The record is from RefSeq and is a predicted model, not a curated record. The transcript has 2 exons.
CCUCACCAAGACAUAAAGAGAUUAUUCUCACAAAUCGUCACUCCAUAAACACCUAGGUCACUGUUUACCAUGGUUCCAUCAGAAUCACGUUUAUCCAUUGGCUAACAUGUCGAUAGAACAUAUUAUUUUCACAUUUACUUCAAGCCCACAUUUAUCGGCCAUGAAAAAGUGCAGAGAGUAGGAUGUCAAUUCAUGUUGCAAGGAAUAACAGCAGUACUGCUUUUGAAUUUCGAAACUAAGGGCCUGUUUGGGUGCUCAGGUGAUCUUAGAUCAUCUGAGAUAGUUUUGUACAGAUGGAUACACUCUCCAUCCAAACCCACACAAUUUAUUUCAUUUGAAAUAACCUCACUUUUUUCAUCUUAACUCAGCACUGUUCAUUGAUGGCACUUUUAUUAUUAUUCCAUCUCAACUCAGCACUGUUCGUCGCUGCCUUUGAUGUAUCUUGGUCUCCCCCCUGGUGCCUCUCAUAAAGCUGUCUCGAUUUGGGAAGGAGUGAUUGAGAAGAUUGAGAGGAGAUUAGCCAGCUGCAAAAAAUUAUAUUUGUCUAAAGGGGGUAGAAUCACUUUAAUCAAGAGUAUGCUGAGCAAUCUUCCAACAUAUUUCCUUUCUCUCUUCCCUUUAUUGGCUGGGGUUUCUUUGAAUUUUUUUUUUGAUAAGUUAUCGAUAAUAUUAUUAAUGGAGAUAGGCAAAACCUGAGUACACAAGAUGGUAUACAAGAGAUCAAACCUAUCUAGAUCAAAGUAAUAGAAGCAAUUAAUCUAUAGGAAUUUCUUGUGGGGAGAUAAAGAGGAGGAAAAGAAAUUUCAUUUGAUGAGUUGGGAUAAGGUUUGUCAACCAAUUUCAAAGGGGGGAUUGGGUUUGCGUAACUUGAGGCUUUUUAAUAAAGCUCUUUGUGGGAAAUGAUUAUGGAGAUACCAUUUUGAAAGAGAUGCUUUAUGGCAACAUGUGAUAGAAACAAAUACGGGCAUAUGUGGGGUAGUUGGUGUUCAAAUGAAGUAAAAGGAGAUUCUGGGAUGGGAUUAUGGAAGUCUGUUCGUAUGGGCUGGGGGGAGUUUGUUAAACAUGUCAAAUACAAGGUGGGGGAUGGUUCAAGAAUUCUUUUUUGGCAUGAUUAUUGGUGUGGAGAGUUAACACCCAAGAAUGAUUUUCCUUCCUUAUUUCAGAUUGCAAGGCUUCAAGAUGCAUCUGUGGCUGAUUCCCUCUCUUUUCUGAGUAAUAGCAUGCACUGGUCUGUUGACUUUGUGAGAAAUGUAAAUGAUUGGGAAGUCACUGUAAUUUCAGAUUUUCUCCGCAGAUUAUACGAGCUGAAGAUUGUACAAGGAAGUGUAGACAGUUUGUCGUGGAUUCAUGAACGAAAUUCCAGAUUCUCAGUCCAUUCCUACUACCAUGUAUUAACCUGCCAAGGUGUAUGCGAUUUCCCCUGGAAAAGUAUUUGGAAAGUUAAAGUGACAAAUAAGGCUGGGUAUUUCUUGGGUGAUGCCAAAGCAGGUUGUUAAUUUAAUUGCUGGCUGGAAGUAACCUGGGCAGAGUCUAUCCAUUACAGCAACUUGGAAAAUGAUCCCUUCGUGUUUGAUGUGGUGUCUUUGGCUAGAAAGGAACGGGAGAUGUUUUGAAGACAAAGAACGAUCGAUGGAAGAAUUUAGGGAAUUUUUCUUUAAAACUCUACGUCUAUUUAAGGCCAUUGUAAUGAAAGGUGAUGAAUUGUUGGAGUUUUUCUAGUUUUUUCUUUCCUUUUAUUCGCUGUAUGAGGUA